CUCGCGCGGGGCGACACGGCAACGGCGGGCGAGGCUGUGGCGGUGGGCGGCCGGGCGCGCGCGGGGCCCGGGGACGAGUGCGACCGGCACGGGACUGGGGGCGGGAGGGGCAGCGCGAGGGGUGUGGGGGACGGCACGUCGUGGUUGUAUCCGGAGCGGCUGAGCACGUCGACUGGCGGUGCGGGCCCCGCAGCAGGGGCGGUUGCGCGGUGCUUGUGCAGGCGAUUCCUGCUCGGGGCGGUGUUAGCGCUGCGGUCGCUGCCGCUGGCUGUGGGUUGUCUGGGGAACAUCUCUGCAGCCGCGUUCGAGUGGAUGAGGCAUACGGAACGGUCACUGGACGUACGUUGGUAACCCGGCGUAUUCGGGGCAUCGAGCUUCGACCAGGAAGCGGAGGACGCGUCGUUCAUCAUAUCGGCCGGGAAGUCGACAUUCACGUAGUUGGAGGUCGAUGUCGUAGUGGUCGAGAACCGGGAUGGCUGACUGCGAAUGAGCUCGGUGGAAGUAACACAGCGGAGAAAGCCGCACCAGAUGGCUGUCGUCACCUUCAUACAACCCGCCCUCGGAGAAUCCCUCAUCGCUCACAUUGUCUCGCUUCUCGUCAUGCAACCAGUCGCGUGCGAACGACGUGCGCGGAUCGAACGUAAACGUGCCGUCGAGCUCCUCGAAACACGAGGCGUAGCGAUUCCCGUUAUGCGCCCUGCCCAUCAUCGACCCGCGCAGAUACACGUCCAGCCCGUCCAGCGUGCUCGACGUGCGCCCGGCGUUCGGGGCCCCAGGGAAGUACGCAGAGUCGGCGAACUUGAACCCGUGGUUCUCGCUCAGAAAUUGCAGGGUCGUGGUGUACUCUGACGCGCGCCCCUCCCCCGCGUCUCCGCUUCGGCCGAGCCCAAAGAGAGAGCCCCCGGUCCCGAUCGUGAGCACUUGUGAGCGGCCGUCGAUGUCGGAUGGAGCGGUGCGGGCGCUGCCUCGUGCGCGUCGAAAGGUCGCCUCGUCCAUCUCGACUGGCGAGAUAGUCAUCCCCGCAUCCCCGCCGUCCCACUCGACACCGAACGUCAGCGCGGAAUCCGGUGGCACGACCUCCGACCAGCGGCUAUCCUCCUCCUCCUCCUCCUCCUUUGGGGGGCCAGCAGGCGUGGGCGGCGCGCUGGGCACGAUCGUGGCGACGCUCUGCCGCACGCGAAAAGUGAGUCACGGGAUGAAAGACGGGAGACGAGACAAUCAGGACCUGGUCUGAGGCGACUGAGUCGCGUCCGGAGAAAAGCGGCGAGUGGUAUCUCAUGAUCGCGCGAUCCAGCUGGGGCUCCAAAGCCUUGUGUAGCUACUGCGAAACAGGCGCGACAAACGAGACGGACCUCUCGCACCGAUCAGCGGUGGGGAUGGGAGUGUGCUGAGAAACGUCUGGUCAAAAGAUGUCUGCCGCGUGAGAACGAAUAUCCCCAUUGGGGAAUUAGGCGUCCUGGCAUCAGCUGCUACGCCUGCCGGCCGUGAUAUGCGAGGCUAGCAGCCAAUGACGAUCCCCAUCACAUCAAGCAAGCUUCAAUUUUACGCCUCCCAGUACACAUCGUCGUCGCUGGUCGCCAAGACGCGUAAUUGGGAUGGAUUUUAGGGGGACGCACGGAUUCUGGUACGGGAUGGGGCGGAGGCAAUCAUCGGGCAGAGCGGGGGGAUCCCUUCAUUUUAUCAGUUCUUUCAGUCCGGGGCAUGGAAACCAACGGACACGUUGGAGAUAGCCCAUUCGGAGCCUUUAUACCUCGCAGCUCGCAACCUUAUCCCCCCGGGCCGGCAGAGAGAUGGCUGGGAUGAGCUGGGAUGAUGCAAACAGCGAGUGGAGCCAGCGAGAACUUGUAAGGAGCGGACGUGCCCGCCCUACGUCAUCGCAGUCGGUUGCGGUGGGUCCGUGAUAGUAAAUGCAGGCGACACACCUUGGAUCAGCAUGUCAGCCGUUUUAUGCACAUAAUUGUCAGCAAAGAGGGCCCCUCAUCUCCAGAGGCUGGGAGCUGUGGUGCCGGGCACUGGUUGCCUUCUAGUGCGGCAUUGCUUCCGCAACUUCCGCAAGUUUGGAACGGUGCAAAGGAAAUCCGGCUCAGCCGAUAUUUUAUGAUUCCGUCAGACGUGCUCGGGAGGACGACAGCGGAAUUAAUGCCCUCGAGAUGAAGCCUCUUUCGUGCUUGAGGGCUACCAUCGAUAUACCUGCAUUGCGGGAGGCUCUCAGGAGUAGUAGAGGAGCGGGCGGCAGUAAUGCGCGCGGAUUCAAAGUCUUUCAAGUCCCAAAUUAAAUCGGCAUUCCUUCACAGAACCUCUUUCCCCUUCUCAACCGCUAUAUUCGAAGGUUGCGUCCGGGUUGCCCACUGCGACCGAUUCAUGAUGUGAUCCUGCCCCCUGAGCAAUUGUGUUUCGCCUUUGCUUCGGUGAUAUGCAUGCAUCUCUGACCUCACUGCCGCGACCGUUAAUACAUAGCUUUUGUUCGGCCCACGUUCAUCCAUCCAGUACCUUGUGACGUCCGGUGGCGAGUCUCCAUCACAUCACAUGCCACCUGGUUCACUUAAUUGUGCUGCGGAUGGGGGAUAAGACGAAAUCUAGGGUAAUUUCCCUCUCCGCUCAUCGGUUGGCGCACGGACAGAAUCCGAACUCGUAGUCUGGACUACGUACAGUCGCAUCCGCAGCAGAUGAUAGAUCAGGGCUAUCUUUCGGCAAUCAUUUAUCAUUGUCGGCGCGGUCAUGUAUUACGUCAUCUCUCGACCCAAGUUUCGCUCAUCGCCCUGACCCAAUGAUCGGGGAAAGAGUGUUCUUGGCGGGGACUUCCCUGCACCUGUCUGUCCAAGCACUAGCUCUACAAGGUUAACCUCCACCGGCGUCUGCAGGCGCACGAACCCACGCACGCCGGCAACGGUGCACACCUUCUUACUUUUCCCUCCUCUCACCCUCUCGCCCCCCGUUGCUGGGCCUCCUCGUUUCAAGCUGCCGCCCAGAACCCCUACCUCGCUACAUCCGCUGACAGACGGCGAACCCUUCUUUUCUGCUCUCAACUCGCUCGCGGGCAGAAUCGCGCAGAGCCCAUGUCAAGCUCGUCCCACCUCAUGGCGCCCGCAUCCUCACCGUCGCCGCCCCUCAACAGUUCCACGUCUUCACUCGAGCCCCCCAACGCACCGUUCGCUGCCCGCCAAGGCUCCGCAUCGUCCUCGUCGUCCUCACGCCCCCCGUCCGUCGCCGGCAGCGUCACGUCGCUCGCACACAACUACCUCCCCGCCAAAUUCUCCUCCUCGCUCGUCACAAGGCGGAAACCGAAAGGCGCUAGAAGCAGUGGGAAGGGCGUGCCGCGGAUCCCGGGGUUCGCGCGCGGCGGGGGCGUCGAUGCGUUCGGAGCGGGCGCGGACCGAAUACCGGGCGAGCGCGACGAGGACGAGGACGAUUGGGGCGGGCGAUCUCGGUCGCUGUUCGCUGGUGUGGGGCGGGCGGGGAAGCGAGUGCGCUGGACCCGCUUCAAGGUGAUCCUGUUCGCCGCGAACCUCGUGCUCAUAAGCUACGCACUCGCCUCGCUCAUCACGCUGCUCCUCGUGUACUUCCGCGUGUUCCGCGUGUCGGCGGUGCUGCUGACCGCCAACUCCACGGAGCUGCUGCUGUCCACGCUCGCGUCGUCGUUCCUCUGUUUCGUCGGCCUGCUGGGCUUCCCAGGGAUCCUGCUCAACAACCGCCCCUUCCUCGCCGUGUACACUUUUUUCUUAUGGAUCGGGUUCGGGCUCAUGGUCGUGCCGGGGUAUCUCGCUUACAAACGCCGGAAUCUCAAUCUGGACGGCAAAAUCAACCAGCAGUGGAGUCGCGAGCUGGGGGCGGAGGACCGGCUGAUCAUCCAGGGCGCGCUGCAGUGCUGUGGAUACUUCAGCCCGUUUGUCGAGGCCACGCUGUCCGCGACAUGCUAUUCGCGAUCGGUGCUGCCUGGAUGCAAAAGCCAGUUUCUCGCUUUCGAGCGGCUGGCGCUGGAGCGGUUCUACACGUUCUCGUUUGGGCUGGUGCCAGUCCACAUCGGCGUGAUCGUCUGCGCACUCUUGUGCAGCAACCACGUCACGUAUCGUUUCGGCAAGGGGAUGAUGCCCAGAGCCUAUCGACUGAAACAGGAGGACGUCGCGCUCAUUGUGGAUCGCUAUGCCAGGCAUGUCAGCCGUCACACCAUCCACGGAAGCGGCCGGCUCGUUUCUCCGAUCCCUGCUGCGGCUGCGCUUGUUCGCACAUGUCUGAUCAAAACCGUUUCCCACAGCAAAGACCCGUGGUCUUCAUCCGGCACGUCGGCGAACGCUUCGAGCACUGAUGUCCACUUGAAGACGAUGGCGACCAUGCCGUAUUCGCCGCGCGAAGCUUCCGGCUCGUCGUGGGCGCGGACCGAGAACGCCAAAUACGAUUCGCUGGGCGGCAAAACGAGCCCGGGGCGCUAG
This is a messenger RNA of Mycena citricolor, 4427 nucleotides long. Lineage: Eukaryota; Fungi; Basidiomycota; Agaricomycetes; Agaricales; Mycenaceae. The record is from the annotation of a GenBank genome assembly.